This is a messenger RNA of Seriola aureovittata, 2457 nucleotides long. RefSeq names its product potassium voltage-gated channel interacting protein 4a (gene kcnip4a). The transcript has 8 exons. Lineage: Eukaryota; Metazoa; Chordata; Actinopteri; Carangiformes; Carangidae. Gene Ontology annotation, biological process: regulation of potassium ion transmembrane transport. Bases 649 to 1323 code for a protein of 224 amino acids. Gene Ontology annotation, molecular function: calcium ion binding; potassium channel regulator activity. The record is from RefSeq and is a predicted model, not a curated record. Gene Ontology annotation, cellular component: voltage-gated potassium channel complex.
ACAUCCACAGAUGGUGCUGAGUAGAGCGAGCAGCAGGCGCACUACGAGAUCAAGUGUGGGAGUGUGUGUUUGUUUGUGUCUGACAGAGGGAGAGACUGAUUGGAUAACCACUGUAUUGUGAAGCCAAAAGUCUGUAGUAACACAGAGGAAGAACAGGAGAGUGUUUGCUCAGAGGAGUUGCAGGAAAAGUCAUAAGAGGAGGAUUGAGUGUUGGAGGAAGGAAAAAGAGACUGAGAGAAGUCCCCCCACCUUCCCCAGAGAGCAGGAGGUAAACCGCCGGUAAGCAAAUAUUAAUGACCUGACAAGAGAGCACACAACAUCCCUGUGUUGAUCAGACAGCCUUACCCUGGAGCUGCGCAACAGAGGAGCCCGGAUACAUAUAUACACUCAGCCACACGCGCGCAAGACGAGUCCCCCUCGCUGCUUUCCACUCACUCAUGAUCAUCACUCCAGCCACACGCAAACACAAGGGCCACGCUGACACAGCCAGAGGAGUGGAGAAGAGAAGAAGAGGACUCUUGCCUUGUCGUUGGACUUUGUCAAAGUAAAAGGCAUCACUGGAUUUUUUUUUUUUUUUUUUUUAACCCAGAAAUCAGAGUCCUCCUUUAGUGCUGACCUUUUUAAAGCCCCCUUCCCCAAGGAGCAAAGAUGAGCUGCAGGAAAAGGUGCAAGCGGGAGAUCUUCAAGUUCGCACAGUACCUGUUCAGACUCAUCACAGGCACGCUCAACACCGACAGCGUUGAAGAUGAGCUUGAACUAUCUGCAGUCCGCCAUCGCCCUGAGGGCUUGGAGCAGCUUGAAGCCCAGACACGUUUCUCUCGCAAGGAGCUACAGAUCCUUUACCGCGGCUUCAAGAAUGAAUGCCCCAGUGGAGUCGUCAACGAAGAAACCUUUAAAGACAUCUACGCACAGUUCUUCCCACAAGGAGAUGCUUCAACAUAUGCACAUUUCCUGUUCAAUGCAUUUGACACAGAUCACAAUGGCUCUGUCAGUUUUGAGGAUUUUGUUAUGGGCCUCUCGAUCCUUCUGCGAGGAUCCGUCCAGGAAAAACUCAACUGGGCUUUCAACCUUUAUGAUAUCAAUAAAGACGGAUAUAUAACUAAAGAGGAAAUGCUGGACAUUAUGAAGGCCAUCUACGACAUGAUGGGAAAAUGCACAUACCCUGUCCUCAAAGAGGAGACGCCUCGCCAGCAUGUAGAAGUAUUCUUUCAGAAGAUGGAUAAGAAUAAAGAUGGAGUGGUUACCAUAGACGAGUUCAUCGACUGCUGCCAAAAUGAUGAAAACAUCAUGCGAUCAAUGCACCUCUUUGAAAAUGUUCUUUAACUUCGGGCCGAGUGUGGAGGCUUUGGAAAAGAACAUCAUCUUUAGCUUGGCCCAAUAACCGACUUGGAGUCAUGCUGUGUACAGUGUGCUAUGCAGACUUUUGACCAUAGAUAAAUUAUUGUUCAUUACUGUGGGCCACAAGUAAGAGUAGGCAAUAUGGUGUGAACACUCUGGAAUCAGUUGCCUUUUCAAUGGUUUUUAUUGAAUAAGUUGGAGAAAUUUGCAACAUUAAAAUGAAUAGAAAGGAGAGAAAAAUAGUUUUUGCAGCCGUGGUUGAAUUUUCAAAAUGAAUACAUCUCAACUUAAGUGCUUAUUUCCACCAUCUGUCUCUGGAGUGUCUUUCUAUCUGAUCGACACUUUGUUCUGCAACCUGUGUUAGCCCUCCAACAUUAUAAACACACUGGGAAUAGGAGACUUCUGAUAAAAGGGUUUCCUCUUCCUCUGUUGCAGCCUUGAGUUAUUUUAUUUACUGCCAAGUGAAAUCACUGUGACUUUUUAGAGCAUCAAAAUAAUGAUAAAAAAAAAAAAAAAACCUGAAUAAAAUAUCUGAGGUAACUUAAUAUUCGUCUCUGCUCUCAGCUCUCAGCUCUCGAUUCCAGAGUGUUCUCACCCCGGCGUAGUUAACCAUUGUGGUCUGUCUUUUUGCUCUUUGAAGGAAGCAUUUAGAGAAAAAAAAACACACAUACACAUUGUACCAUUUUAAAUUGUAUAUACUAUAGAUAAAGCGAUAGAUAAAAACUCUAUGAGAAACUUUUCAACUUUGUUCAUGUUUACUUGCCAACUAGAAUGAGACAACACAAGGAUUGUAUUGAUGUCAAAUUUGGACCAUAAUAUCGAUGGUUUGUCUACAGAAGCACACAGGUAGCUAUAUUUACCAUGAGUAUAACAUUAGACGAUAUCUUUGUCAUAAAAUAAAUGCUGCUUUCAGUGUAUUUCAUUUAACCCUAUGUAUGUAUAUUCCCUGUAAAGUAAACCAUCUAUCAAUGUUUUUAUUUAGUUUUUUAAGCACUGUUUAGUUUACACUAAGAGCAGUGUUUGAGGUUAUUUAUAUGAUAUUAUGGUCAUUGUACAAAAGAUUGUCAGUUGUACAGUAUUAAAAUGAAAAUUCGCUCUGGGGUGAAUUUCAGGUCUUUA